AGGAGCCAUGGCUCAAGUCGCCGCUGCGCCCCGCGCCGCUGUUCCGGCGGCCCCGCCUCUUGCCGCGAGGCGGCCCCACUGGCAUGGGCAACGGGCGCUGUCCCAGCGCCAGGCGGCCGGCCUCACCGCCAUUUGCUGCGUUGGUGCCUUGAGGCGAGCAGCAGGCGGCAACUCCCGCCGCAAGGUUCUGCGUCGCGCGGAGACGGGCGAUGAAGACCUCAUCCAGAACAUUCGGGCAGUGAUGUCCGACAAGGAGGUGGUCCUGAAGGAGAAUCGCUCAGAGGAGCGCGAGACGGAGCUCCAGAACUUUGCCAAAGAGUGGCUGGAGGAGCAGGGCAUGGACUACGACGCCUCGAGUUUGAACGUCAUCGAGGUGAAAGAUAGCUCCAUGAAGGAGGAUCCGGAGACAAAGUAUCGCACGGACAAGACGCUGAUGAUGGAGACCUACGACCGGGGGGAAAUUCAGCUCAUGGAAAAGACCUGCACCGAUCUGCUGGCGGUGAAGCCCCACGACGCGGAGGUGUGGCGCAUGCGCACCCUCGGGCGGCUGCGCCUGAAGCUCUGGGACUCUGCCUUGGAGUCGGCGCGCCGGUGGAUCGCCUUCGAGCCCCAGGCCUUGAACCCUCGCUGUGCGGAGGCCUUUGCGCAGGCCGGCAGCCAGGAGAGCACGCAAGUAAAGGAGGCGCGGGUCCGGUUUGCACAGCUCUACAAGGAGGUCAACAAGCUGGAAGGAGAGGGGAUCCGGGACGCGGCGGUAGAGCUGCAGGAGUGCGUUUGGCGCUGCGACGAGAUGCUGGAGCACAAAGAAGCCGAGGCCGCCGUUGCAGAAGAGGCGUGCCGGCCUUGCAACUUGAGCGCUCGCCCGGCCACGGUGCUCACGGGCGCAAGGCCGCCCCACUUCUUCCUGCCCAACUUUGCAGACUCUGUGGGGCCGGUGAAGGUGGUGCAGGCGGACAAGGAGGAGCUUGGAGGCGGCGCGGUCCACAGCCGGAAGCUGAUCGUCACCAAGGAUGUCCAGGCUGGGGAGCCGCUCUUCGUCCAGAACGCCAUGGCCUUCGCGAGCUUGGACCGGGCGGGCGACGUGGUGCGGCUCAAGACGUCCUUGGUGACCGCCGCCACGCUGUCGCCGCGGCAGGCCAAGCUGGUGGACAUCUUGCUGGAUAGGAGCGAGUGGGACGAUUCCAAGAGCGAUGAGGUCAUGGAGGCCCUGCGUGAUCCAACCGUGGUGAGGGAGAAGCCAUGGAGCUCCGAGCCGGACGACAUGGUGAAGCACUUCCAGGCCUGCGAAGAGCUGGUGCUGCAGGCCCAGGUGCUCACGGGGAAGAAGUACAGCGGCAUUUGGAUGCUUCCUGCCCUGGCGCGGCACAGCUGCGCUCCCUCGGCCAACCACACCAUUUGGGGCGACGUGCUCAUGGCCCGUGCGGCGCGGCCCCUGAAAGCUGGCGACGAGGUGACGUUGGGCCUCUUCGAGCUGUGGUUUCCCCUGGAGAUGCGCCAGGAUAAGUUCACCCACACGGGGCCCGGGUUCUGGUGCAGGUGCCCACGCUGCGAGGCAGAGGCGAACUUCGACCCCCGGGCGGUGGAGGCAGCUGCAGAUCUUGAAGCCAGGUUUCAGCAGCAGGGCAGCCGGAUCCAAGCGGUCAUGGAGACGUUGGACCUCAAGCUGGAAGAGCGGAAGAAGGAGCUGGAGAAGGAGUACGAUGCUAUCCGAGACAAUGAAAAGCUCAACAAAGAGAUGGACGAAGGCCUUCUGGGCCUGGCGGACCGCUUCAAGAGCCUCAAGGGCGCCCCAACCGACGCGGACAUUGAGGAGCUGCGGAAGUACUUCCCCGAGCGGAACGAGCCGGAGUUAGUGGACGUGAAGCCUGACCUGGUCAACGACCUCUUGGAUGCCGUGGAAACCUUCGAAAUGGAGGUGGAUACGCUGGACAUGCCAGAGGAGCACCGACAUUGGCUGGUGUCCAACCAUUUAGGGCAAUACGGCCAGCUGAUCACGCUGCUGCGCCUGCGGAAAGACGUGGAGGCCCAGCGUCGGGUGGUGGAUCGGCUCCUAGAUGCGGUCGCAACCACCCUGCCUGGGUGCUUCCAGCACCAGAAGCUCUCCGUGCUGCUCUGGGAGGUGGCGGCGCUUUGUGCUGACCCCACUCUGAAGCAGAAGGUUAUGGACCUCAUCCCCAAAGAGCUCGAAAGAGUGAGGGACGCCAUCAAGGUCCGCUACGGCGAAGAUUUGGACGACGCGGAGAUCGCCGCGGCUCUGGCGCGGAUCUCCGCCACCACCGUGCUGGAUGAGAACUGGAUGUGGGACAUCACGUGGUGCUCGGGGCGCAACCCAGGUAUUGAGCCGGUGAGAGGUCCUUCCGGGAAGGUGCUGCCCGUCCUCGGCUCCUCGAUCCUGGUCUGAGUGGAAAA
Effrenium voratum is the source of this 2409-nucleotide messenger RNA. Lineage: Eukaryota; Dinophyceae; Suessiales; Symbiodiniaceae. The record is from the annotation of a GenBank genome assembly.